Messenger RNA from Salvia splendens (bonfire salvia), 2734 nucleotides. It is a transcript of the gene PARP2, whose product is annotated as poly(ADP-ribose) polymerase. The transcript has 21 exons. Lineage: Eukaryota; Viridiplantae; Streptophyta; Magnoliopsida; Lamiales; Lamiaceae. Gene Ontology annotation, molecular function: NAD+ poly-ADP-ribosyltransferase activity. Gene Ontology annotation, cellular component: nucleolus. The record is from RefSeq and is a predicted model, not a curated record. Gene Ontology annotation, biological process: double-strand break repair; protein poly-ADP-ribosylation; DNA-templated transcription termination. Bases 82 to 2553 code for a protein of 823 amino acids.
UUUUAAAAGUCCAGUUUAAUUCCCUCCAAUUUAAAAUGCCCUCCAACUUCUCAUUCCGCAAAUUCUCUCUCUAACAAAACAAUGGCAACCAAGGAUCUCACAGUGGACGAACUCCGCGACGAACUGGCCAAGCGCGGCCUUAGCACUGCUGGAGUAAAAUCUACGCUGGCUCUGAGACUCGAAGCUGUAAUUAGAGACGAGAGAGAUAAACCGGAGGACGCAAAAAGUCGGAAAAGGCAGAGGGAUAUUGAAGCCAAUGAUGCUAAUUCGGAAGCGCCGGGGAAGCGGAAGGCCAUUGAUGAGUUGCGUAGUAUGACUGUCAAGCAGCUUCGCGAAGAGGCCUCGAAUCGAGGAGUUUCAGCUGCUGGAACUAAGCAAGUGCUGCUCGAGAGGCUUUCUGCCGCUGACGACAAAAAUGCAAGUGAUGAUUCUCAAGUGGAUGAGGAAAGCGAGGAAGAGAAUGUGGACUCCAGUGCACCACAUAAGGGCAAGGACAUUGAUGAGCUACGUAGCAUGACUGUAAAGCAACUUCGAGAAGUGGCCUCAACUCGAGGAAUUUCUGCUGCUGGAACUAAGCAAGAGCUGCUGGAGAGGCUUUCUGCCUCUGAUGACAAGAAUGCAAGUGACAAUGAUCAGAUGGAGGAGGACAAUGGGGAGGAAAAUGUGGACUCCAGUGCACCACAGAAAGUGAAGGUCAUUGAUGACCUGCAUGGCAUGACUGUGAAGCAGCUACGUGAAGAGGCCUCAGCUCGAGGAAUUUCGGCUGCUGGAACUAAGCACAAGUUGCUGGAGAGGCUUUCUGCUGCCGACAGCAAGAAUCCAAGUGUGGAUGAGGAAAACAAGGUGGAGAAUGUGGACUCAAAUGGACCACAAGAUGUCAACGUCAUUGAUGAGCUGCAAAAAAUGAAUAUAAAACAGCUUCGAGAGGAGGCUGCCAAAAGAGGAAUUUCUGCUAGUGGCACGAAGAAAGAGCUUCUAGACAGGCUUUGCACUCACAAUGACAAUGUGGCACGUGACGAUGAUCUAGUGAAAGAGGAAGCCAAGGAGGAGAAAAUUGUCACAACUGUGAAGAAAGGUUCUGCUGUUAUGGACAAUUGCUUGCCCGACAAUAUUAAGGCUCAAUAUCAUGUCCUUCAAGUAGGUGAUGAAAUUUACGAUGCCAUGUUGAAUCAGACAAAUCUUGGGCAGAAUAAUAAUAAAUUCUUUGUCAUCCAAGUUCUAGAAUCUGACGACAGUGGCAGAUUCAUGGUAUAUUUCAGAUGGGGAAGAGUAGGUGUGAAAGGUCAAACCAAUUUGAAUGGGCCCUACACCUCACAGCAAUCCGCUAUCGCUGAGUUUGAGAAAAAGUUCUAUGACAAAACACGUAAUUGUUGGUGUGAUAGGAUAAAUUUUGUUAGUCAUCCACGCAGCUAUACUUGGUUGGAAAUGGACUACAGUGAGUCAAGAAAUGAACCACCAGCUCAAACAGAAAAAGCACCUAUAAGGACGCUGAGGCCUGAAGAAUCAAAGGUGGAACCUCGAAUUGCCAAGUUUAUCUCACUUAUUUGCAAUAUGAGCAUGAUGCAGCAACAAAUGAUGGAGAUAGGUUACAAUGCUGAAAAACUGCCAUUGGGAAAAUUGAGCGAGGCGACCGUUUCAAAGGGUUAUGGUGUUCUGAAAAGGAUUGCUGAUGUGAUUGGUCAGGCUGAUAGAAAGACACUUGAGCAAUUGAGCGGGGAAUUCUAUACUGUAAUUCCUCAUGACUUUGGUUUCAAAAAAACAAGUCUGUUCAUCAUUGAUACCCCUCAAAAGCUAAAGAAGAAAUUACAAAUGGUUGAAGCACUUGGUGAAAUUGAGGUUGCAAUGAAGUUAAUUGAGGAUGGUACUGAUAUGGAGGAUCCUCUGUAUUCUCAGUAUAAGCGGCUCCAUUGUGAACUCAUGCCCCUUGAAGUUCACUCCAAGGAGCAUUCCAUGAUUGAGAGAUACACAAAGAACACUCAUGCAAAGACACAUUCAAGCUAUGAUGUCAAUAUCAUUCAAAUAUUUAAGGUGUCAAGAGAGGGCGAAUCCAAACAAUUUGAAAAGUUUACAUCGACAAAAAACAGAAUGCUUCUGUGGCAUGGAUCACGUCUCACAAACUGGAUGGGGAUUUUGUCCCAAGGUUUGCGCAUUGCUCCACCAGAAGCGCCGUCCACUGGUUACAUGUUUGGAAAAGGCGUCUACUUUGCAGACAUGUUCUCAAAAAGUGCUAAUUACUGCUGUUCAAGUAAAGCUGCUUCUACUGGCGUGCUGCUUCUAUGCGAGGUUGCAUUAGGCGACAUGGCUGAGCUGCAAACGGCUAACUAUAAUGCUGACCAGUUGCCACCUGGAAAACUUAGCACAAAAGGAGUUGGUUCGACUGCCCCAGAUAUUUCAGAGGCACGGACACUUGAAGAUGGUGUUAUCGUUCCUAUGGGAAAACCAAAAGUGCAAUCGGGCCCCAAGGGCAGUUUGCUGUAUAAUGAAUAUAUAGUAUACAAUGUGGAGCAAAUUAGGAUGCGUUAUCUUGUGCAGGUGAACUUCAACUUCAAGUGAUAGUUUUUUUGGCGACUAGUGAAAUUGGUAGUUUUUGCUACUGUAUUUUGUAUUUGAAAUUAGCAGAUUGUUGUAUAAUUAGUUCAUUUUCUAGUAAAUACUACUAGUAGUUGUAUUUUAGUGUGGUUAUGUAACGCUUAAUUCCCAGCUCAAAGUUAAAUUUUGAGAAUUCAUGUUAAAA